CAGGACUUUCUUAGCAGCUAGCUAGAUACGUGGUUUUAGCAAGACAGCGGAAUGGACGUCAUGCUUCAUAUCAAAAUGUUAAAGGACAUUUUAAGUGUGUUUUGCGCAAUUUAUCUUGUCACCAAGUUUACCACUGCAACCCAAGACGGCUCUAAUGGGAAAAAGGACCAAGAGUGUUACAGCUACGCUGGAGGACACGUCUACCCCGGAGAGGCUUUCCGUGUGCCCGUCUCUGAUCAUUCCUUGCACCUCAGCAAGGCAAAAAGUGGGUAUUGUCCCCCUGCACGGCAGUUGUACUUGGCAAUCAUAUUGACUUGAAAAUUAUUUUAAUAACUGAAGGAUGUUUUACUCAACAAUACAAUUAUAAUUUGUUUUUAACUACACAGCUAGCUAGCUAACUAGUUUGCCUGCAGCCAAUUAGCUAGUUAAUUUAGUAGACUUGAUUAACGUUAGCUAGCCACCGUUCCAGUUAUGCUGCAAAGUUUCACAACUGAAGUUUGCAUCAAAUCGGUAUGCGCGUUAUUGUAAUAAUAUGCCAGCUUUUACUAGUAGAUCCAAAUUCAUAAGUUGUAGCUAAUAGUACAUUUGGACACGUCAUGCCAAAAAACGUGGGUCGAACUGUAGCCAGCAGAUUCUGACCCUACCGUUACGCUUGUUUACACUGAGCUUCACUGGGGUCAGAACGCCAUCAUGGUUAGAUUAAAGGCCCUGCUACACUACAGCCAUUGGCAUGGCAUUGCCAUCAGCCGUUGAAGAAAUGCUUCCUUUGAAAUCAAUGGAAGUUGCUUCACUGCCCAUGUUGCGCUUGUGUUGCGUCAUGUCCAAUGGCAGCAUCCAAGCUCAAGAAUCAAGGUUCAAUUCUCGAUUGUUGACGCACGUUCAUUCUAUCUUGUGAAUUAAAAUUAUGAGAAAUAAAGUUUAUUUUGGUUGCAUGUGGCCUUGACUAUACACCACUGGUUAUUUUCCAAAGAUCAGGGUCCUUAAUGUCUUAAGGCUUUAAAUCAGAUGAAUGAAUUUAAGUCUGAAGAUUUUUUUUUUUCGAAAGUCGUAAAAAAUGUGACGUAGAUAACUACAGUGUUUCCGUUAUGUUGUGCCGCUGCUUAAUUGUUUCCACCACAGAAAAAUAUACAAAAUGUAACAUCAAAUAAUGCUUGAGGUGCACUUUUAAGAUGUUAGAAAGCUAUCCACAUGUGCGCCUCUCUGUGUGUGCACGUCAAGUGAGUGUGCCAGUGCGAGUCGGCCAUUGCCAGAGGAGAGAGCAAGGAAGCCUAUACAAUUUGAUAGACAACAACGCUAACUAGACCUGAGAUGAUAAACCGUCAAUUACCGACACCGACAUUGCCCUCCUCUUACCGAAUAAUUUAGCUUAGUGAUUCAGUUCAGUGUUUAGGCUACACAACAUUCCUGCUGAUUUCUUUUUGGUUCUAAAACCAUUAUCUGGUCAACACUAAUGUGCAUUAACCUGCUUCCUGCAAUGAAAACAUCUGCCCUGUCCCUGUUUUGCUGGCUCUUCUUACUCCUGCUCCCCACUUUGCACACGGAAUGAAGCGCAAGCAUACUGACAGUUGAGUAACAUUUCAAAAUAUAAUUGCGGGAAAGACAGUUUUUAAAACAACUACUGAGUCUCAGCUUUAUGUGAGUAUAACAAUUAAUUUCUCAACUUUCAAUAUAGAGGAAAUAACAUAACUUUACAAACGCAGUAUGUAGUUGAGAUGAUGCGCCAACGGAGCAGAGUGCGCUAUUUGCAGUGGUGACUUAUUCCAAAUGUUGUUGUUACAGCCUGAUUGUACAAUAUUUGCACAUUAUUAUUUUUAUAAUUCUUCAAGCUCUGUCAAGUUGGUUGUUGAUCAUUGCUAGAUCAAGUCUUGCCAUAGAUUUUCAACAGAUUUAAGUCAAAACUGUAACUCAGCCACUCCGGAACAUUAGCUGUCUUCUUGGUAAGCAACUCCAGAGUAGAUUUGGUCUUGUGUUUUAGGUUAUUGUCCUGCUGAAAGGGGAAUUAAUCUCCCAGUGGUGGAAAGCAGACUGAACCAAGUUUUCCUCUAGGAUUAUCCCAUGUGCUUAGCUCCAUUCCGUUUCUUUUUUCAUCCUGAAAAACUCCACAGUCCUUAACAACUACAAGCAUACCCAUAACAUGAUGCAGCCACCACUAUGCUUGAAAAUAUGAAGCGUGGUACUCAGUAAAGUGUUGUAUUGGAUUUGCCCCAAAUAUAACACUUUGUAUUCAGGACUUGUGAAUUGCUUUGGCACAUUGUUUUGCAGUAUUACUUGUUGCCUUGUUGCAAACAUGAUGCGUGUUUUGGAAUAUUUUUUAUUUUGUACAGACUUUGUCAAUUAAGUUAGUAUUGUGGAGUAACUACAAUGUUGUUGAUCCAUCCUCAGUUUUCUCCCAUCACAGCCAUUCAACUCUGUAACUGUUUUAAAGUCACCAUUGGCCUCAUGGUGAAAUCGCUGAGCGGUUUCCUUCCUCUCCGGCAACUGAUUUAAGAAGGAUGCCUUUGUCUUUGUAGUGACUGGGUGUAUUGAUACACCAUCCAAAGUGUAAUUAAUAACUCCACCAUGCUCAAAGGGAAAUGAAAUGUCUGCUUUAUUUUAUUUUAUCUACCAAUAGGUGCCCUUCUUUGCGAGGCAUUGGAAAACCUCCCUGCUCUUUGGUUGAAUCUGUGUUUGAAAUUCACUGCUCGACUGAGGUAUUAACUUACAGUUAAUUACCUGUAUAUGUGGGGUACAGAGAUGAGGUAGUCAUUCAAAAAUCUCAUUAAACACUAUUGCACACAGUGAGUCCAUGCAACUUAUUAUGUGACUUGUUAAGCACAUUUUUACUCCUGAACUUAUUUAGGCUUUCCAUUACAAAGGGGUUGAAUACGUAUUGACUCAAUUUAAUCCAUUUUAAAUUCAGACCAUAACACAACAAAAUGUGAAAAAAGUCAAGGCGUGUGAAUACUUUUGUAGGACAUUUACCGUUCUAUCAAUUGCAUGGCUAAAGCAACAAUAGAUUUAGAAAUGUAGCUAAUGUGUUUUAAGUUCCCAUUUCCUCGGGUGGUAAAUUAUGUAGCAUAGGCUAUAGCCUAGGUCAAUAUGCACAAAAACACACAGGCAAAUUAAUCUCUUAAAAGGCCAACAGAUAUCUGAUUAUAAUGGAUCCUAUUUUGACAUGUUACACUUCAAAAUAUCCAUCAUGCGUUCCCUGAACAUGUAAGAUGAAAUAGCUAACUUCUUUCAUGUCUUGCUUGGCACUGGAAAAUGUCUGUCUAGAGCCCUCCCCUACCGCUUAGCUACCUAGCUUCAAAGGAUAGCCAUUUGAUACCUGAUUCAUUGAAUGAGGGGAUUAUUUUAUUAAACGUUUUGGUUUUAGGCUAAUGUUCAAAUUGUACAGCAUAAUACGUCCAGGAGAGCUCCUGGGUUUGUACACUGUUUUGUUCCAGCCUCACUCUUAACAUACCAGAUUUUACAAAUCAACUACUUAACAGAACCUUGUUAAGUUGACUCAGGUGUGUUUGAGCAGUGCAGGAUCAAAAGUCUGCACACCCAUUGGCCUAGCUCUCCAGAGGGAGAGUUGACUAUGUGUUUUAUACAAUAAUAAUGCUGUAUAUUUGACUUUAUUAAGGCAUUUUUUCACAGUGGUAUCGUUAUGGUGUUGAGUAUCAUUAUACUACGCUGGUAUUGAUAUUGAAGCCUAAAUUCUGAAAAUGUAGUUUGAUCUAGCUAAUGAUUAGCCCAUUGGGGUAGCCUAAUAAAUGGAGAUGGGCAAUCCCAUGCUUCAGCCAUCUAUAGCCUAGCCAGUAGCCACUAUGCUACUACAUCCGUCUGGCUUAUUGCUAAAAUAGCACACCUGCCUGAGAAUAGGAGCCAUGUAAGCUAUAGCCUUUGGUGAAAGAGCCAGCCCUAAAAAUACUAUUACUUUUUGCCAACAUGGGCUCAUCCCAUAAGGCGGCGCACAAUUGGCCCAGCAUCGUCCGGGUUUGGCCGGUGUAGGCAGUCAUUGUAAAUAAGAAUUUGUUCUUAACUGACUUGCCUAAUUAAAUAAAGGUAAAAUAACAUUUCUGAAGGGCAAUAUUAGGUGUGUGGCUCGCGCAGACCUAGAAAUUGGUAUUAAAUUGCAUUCCAAGUGGAAUUAAAGGUCUUAGAAAGUCUUCCAUUCAACUUCAUGGAACCUGCAGAUACCCUGUAAGAUUUAUGAAGUCAAGAAGCUACUACUACUACUAGCUAGCUAGCAACAUUGACUAGCUAGGUUCACAAUGUAAACAAAAGCAACUUGUGAAAUUAGAGGAUCAUGUAGUACAACCACUAGCAACAAUUCUAUUGUACUUACAGAAUCUAUUUAAUAUGGUACAGUAUAGUAGGGGAAAAUAGAAUAAAGACGCCCUUCUCUGCUCCUCUCCACUUAAAAACAACACACUCUGUGUAGCAGGUAGAACGUCACAUUGACACGACGCUGAUGGCAAAGCAACGCAACGCUUAUAGUGGAGCGGAAGUGUAAAACACUGCAGAGCGAAAUAUGGCUUGGAAAAAGUACCUCACACCAGGGAUGUGAAAUUGCGUUGUACUCGGAAUUGUCCCAUUAUCCCAACUGUUACACCGGAAAGCUGAGCUUUUCGUCCUCAUGCUAGCUAGAAGCAGCCACAGCAGCCAUUAUGGAAUGGCACGUGGUGUUGAACAUCAAAGGAGCUGAUUGGCUGACACUGCCAUUUCAAAAUGGCGAUGGUGGCUACUGCUAGGUAGCAUGAGGAAGAAAAGGGCGGUUUUCUAGAAAAACAAACAGUAUUUGAAUCUUGUUGAUGUAUCAGUUUGCAUAUAGGUAAAAUUUGGAGUACAGUGUCACAUCCCAUCCCUGCAUUAAUGUAUGUUUUCCGACCCAUAUCUCGCACCGGCGCCGCGGUGUCUUAAUCUAACCAUGAUUGCGUUCCGACCCCAGUGCAGCUCAGUAUAAACAAGCGUAAUGGUAGGGUCAGAAUCUGCUGGCUACUCCAACUACUCUCUCAAGGACCCAGACAGGAGGACCCUAGCAAUAACAGUUGCUGUGCACCACACAAUCCCAAUGGAUGCAUCUCAGUCAGUGUUAUGUUAAGUGGCUUCCUCUCAUCGAGUCUACACUUUCUUUAUCUGUAUUCAUUUAAAAAGGAAGGUGAAAUUAAAUUCCCGGCUUGUACCUUCCAUAUCGCUUUCACAUUUGUUGCGUUUUCCAAUCAGCAGAGGAGAGAAGAUAAGGAGGCCACUUCCAGGAUGCACCCCAUGAGGUAACCAGCUGUGCCCUAUCCCAAGAUGUACUGUUAAGGAGUGUAGGUGUAACAGUAUUGUUUCCGUCCCUCUCUGCCGGAACCUGGGCUGGAACCAGACCCUCUGAACACAUCAACAACAGUCACCCACAAAGCAUCAUUACCAAUCGCUCCACAAAAGCCGCAGCCCUUGCAGAGCAAGGGAAAAAACUACUUCAAGGUCUGAGUGAAUGACGUCACCGAUUUAAACACUACUACUAGCGCGUACUGCUAACUAGCUAGCCAUUUCACAUUGGUUACAUGGGUAAGCCUACUCCUUUAACGUCCAAGGACCUUAUAUGUUCAGAGGUAAACUGGCUCUGGCAGCCAAAACAGCCAAAUGCGAUACGGUUAUAGAAACAUAAAAAGCCCUCUACUUUCAUAUCACAUCAAAAUAAUUUUACUAAUGCAAAAUAUACACUCACUGUUUUAAAACAGUUGCAGCCGACAGUACUUCUCAGUUACAACACUUUUCUGAUGUUCGGAGACUCUAGAUAGCUAGGCUAAUUAGAACAAGUGGUCGCCUCUCUCUUCCGUUAACAGGCCGUAACAUGGAAAUAUGUAUUAAAAGGGUGUAAUAAUUUUACCUUUGUUUUAUGAACAAUCUUUCUCUAUUAGCCUAUAUGGAAGUCAACUUCCAGAGGUUUCCAAAACCGCAUCGCAAGCGAGGAUUAUUGAUGUAGAGGGAGCCCUCUUUGGUGAACGAGAACUAAGUGUGCCCCAAGCCUGCCAUGAGCCAUAGGCUUACCUGCACACUGCUCACCAAUAAUGAACAAAUACUAUUCAUUGUUGACCAAGCACACUAAAUAAUGGUGUGUUGGUAUGAACAACAUUGAGGAUACAAAGCAGGAAGUCUGUUCUGAUUGGGUUUUCCCUAAAAUGUGAUCAGCAAAUAACUUGCUUGCUCGUGCUUUGAACUGUCAUCAAAUAUGUUUUUGUUAUUUCUUAUUUUUGCAGUUUCAAAGCCUGCACCUUAUUUUGAGGGUUCAGCUGUCAUCGAUGGUGAGUUUAAGGAGCUCAAACUGUCUGACUACAAAGGGAAAUACCUAGUCUUCUUCUUCUACCCCCUGGACUUGUGAGUACUAACUCUUACUGACCUUCAUCCUAAAACAAACCUCUUUGUAGUGUUCUUUGCUACUGUCAGAAAAUGUGUUUGUUUGUUUAUUUUACUUUGUUAUAUUUAUUUCAGACAGAAUUGACAGUAUGUUACCUGUUAAAAAAAAAAAAAAAAAAAAAAAAACAGGCAAUGUUUAUAUGACCCCCUUUCAAACAGUCCCAUUUGUAACACUUUCUUGCCGGUAUAUGCAUUUUAAAGGGUACAUCCCGUUGCGGACGUGUCUAUUUUAAUAGAUCCAUUGAAUAUAUACACCAUCACAAAUAAAUAUAUUAUUAAUACGUUUAGGCAGGUCUUAAGAAACAUUAUGAUACUAAGAAAAUGUAUUUCAGAAGAAUAGAAUAGCAUAUUUUGAGUUUUAUGUUACUGGUCUGUGCAGCCUAGGCAAUAGGCUAUGGUUGCAGCAUGCAAAUGAAAUCAAUAGUUCAUUAUUUUGUUCAUUAAACAAACAAGACACAAUUACAUUACCCAGCCCUGAUCAGUAAACACAACAUUUUAUAGUAAGAAUAAUAUAUAAAUAAUAUUUUUUCCCAAACAACUUGAGUGUUGCGGGCUGUUAAUCUACCAAAAAAGUGAUAUUUUUAAACAGAGCCCAUGCCCUCAUUUCUUUUAGUUGCUUUAGAAACCCUAGAAUCUGCUCUUUCCGGUCGUGUAUUGAAAUCAAAUGUCUGACCUGGAUGAAUGUCUGUAGAGUGAUUUUUUUAAAAUUGUUUUGUCUUUUUUUAAAUGGAUUUUUUGGUUAAAAAAAGAUUGCAGAUCCACAUGGAAUCUUUUUUUUCCUAUGCUCUCUCCAUAUUAUGCACAUUGAUAGCUUGCUAGAAAAUGAUAACUGAUUUUUUUAUAGUAGCAGUAGGCAGUUAUCUAAAUAAUCGAAGCAAAACAUGCAAGGAGAAAUGACUGGUGAAAUUAAUCAAGCAACGAAUAAGUAAAUUAUUUAUUAGAAUCCCCAUUAGCUGUUGCUCACUCUUCCUGGGGUCGACACACAUUACAUACAGAACAUUAAUAUACUGUACAAGAACAGCAUAAGGACCGAACUACAUGCAUUUAAAUGGAAAGAAUAAAUGCAUUAAAAGCAUUGUCCCAAUGCCUGUAAAAAAAAAAAUGGAUGGCUUGGUUUUCAGAGGCGUUGGCGGAACUUAAUGGUGCAAUCAUGUUUAGGUCUGUCUUAGUGGCGUAUUGUAAAAUCUAAACUGUAGUAACUGUUAAUUUUUUCUGUAUUUUAGAACCAGUGACUUCAUGAAAAUGCAGUAUGCUUUGGUAAAGUAAUAAUGUUGUUGGCUAUGUAUUAUUCUGAUGAAUCCAACUCUGUGUACCUGCAGCACGUUUGUCUGCCCGACUGAGAUUAUUGCGUUCAGUGAUCGUGUGCACGAGUUCCGUGACAUCAAUGCUGAAGUUGUUGCCUGCUCUGUCGACUCACAAUUCACUCAUCUGGCAUGGUAAGAUUAUAAGCAUCACACCCCUCUUCAGAGGUGCUUGGACUUUAAUUUCAGAGUUUUUUUCCCCUCCGGCUUUAUGUUGUUAACAGGAUCAACACACCCAGGAAGCAGGGUGGUCUUGGACCAAUGAAAAUCCCUCUGCUGUCUGACCUCACACACCAGAUUUCCAAAGAUUAUGGAGUCUUCCUGGAGGAUGCAGGACACACACUCAGGUACAGUAUACACUUGCUCACGGGGGUAGAAGCUACUUCAAAAGAAGAGUACUACUAUGUUAAAUUGGUUUGAUACAGCUGCUACAGCCAGCGCAUUCAUCUUCUUAACCUUCAACAUUAUCCUCUUUUGUUAAUUGUUUCAUUUUUUUAAAUGGUUCAACAAAAUACCUGUAAACUGUUAAGUUCAUGAAGUUUAAAGUCAUGCUGUUUGAAACUGAAGCAAACUUCUCAUUGUUGUCACCUUCUCCCUCAGGGGCCUGUUCAUCAUCGAUGACAAGGGCGUCCUGAGGCAGAUCACCAUGAAUGACCUCCCCGUGGGGCGCUCUGUAGACGAGACCCUGAGGCUGGUCCAAGCCUUCCAGUAUACCGACAAACACGGCGAAGGUACAGUUCACUCCUCAGCCUCCAAAUUCAGUCUCACCACAUAACAUUCUCAGAUAAUAUAGCUAGACACUUAAUUAUCUGUGGUUGCUAUGGAUGGUAUUUUUUAUUUUUUUUACAGUUUGUGUGAAUUAAAUCAUUUUUCUUUUUGCAGUAUGCCCAGCAGGAUGGAAGCCAGGCAGUGACACAGUGAGUUUCAUACUGUGUGUGGUUAAAGGGGGCAAUCAGCAGUGGUGCAAUAUUUGGACUCAUAAAUUGAUGAUGUAUCCAUUGAUUCUUGAAGAAUAACUUAUACAUGCCUCAUGAGCUUAGUUCAACUGUCGUACCCCAUCAGAACCCAAAAUAUAAGCUUGUUUUAUUCCAAUGUUUGUAAACAAACACUAUACAGCCUCAACAUGGUUAAAACUAUAAUUUUGAUAUCAUGGACGGUCAGUCCUUGCAUCCAUAGCUCUGUCCAUGAAUUUGAGUGGUUACAUUUCUCCAGGCGCAUCCCUCAGCUUUUUACCGAAACAGGGUCGGGGAGUACGCUUUGUUAUUGUUUCAACUGCUGACUGCCGCUUUAAGUGAGUGCAUGCAUGAGAUUAUAUUUAUAAUCUCCACCGGGCACAGCCAGAAGAGGACUGUCCUCCCCUCAGAGCCUGGUUCCUCUCUAGGUUUCUUCCUAGGUUCCUGCCUUUCUAGGGAGUUUUUCCUAGCCACCGUGCUUCUACAUCUGCAUUGCUUGCUGUUUGGGGUUUUAGGCUGGGUUUCUGUAUAGCACUUUGUGACAACUGCUGAUGUAAAAAGGGCUUUAUAAAUACAUUUGAUUUGAUAUUAUUUUCUUAUACAAUUGCUUGUGCACUAAUUCAAUGUAUUACUCUUCACAGAUAAUCCCAGACCCAGCGGGCAAACUCAAGUACUUUGACAAGCUGAACUGACCCGCCCCUGUAAUAAACACUUUGGUUAAAGCUCAGAAUAAAAACAGUUUUGAUAAUCUGCUGUCUGUUUGUUUUAGCAAUGUAGAGGCAUAUUUGACAAAUCUAAUUCAAUCUUAUCUAGCGAUCUGAGUAAACUGGUGACCUUUUGAGAUGAGAAACAGGCCAGGAAUUAUGACAACCAUAUAAUUAAUACCUCUUGGAAAUUGCAGUCACACUCUCCUAAAUGGGAGACACUACAUGGUGCUUUAAAUAAAAUGCCUUUAAUUGCUUUGAACGUCCCAAAUUUGCUCCACUCCAGUGGAC
This is a messenger RNA of Coregonus sp. 'balchen', 9618 nucleotides long. NCBI's taxonomy places the organism in Eukaryota, Metazoa, Chordata, Actinopteri, Salmoniformes, Salmonidae. The record is from the annotation of a GenBank genome assembly.